GCUCUGCUUGGUUGCCAUAUUCUUGCUUCGCUAUUCAUCUUCUACUUCUGUACAAAAGCUCGUCAGUAUUGCUCAUUGAUCGAAUUGAUCCUUUGUGGCAGGUUGCAUCGAUAUCUGGCACCGUCCGCUUCUGCUUUGAAACAGGCACUGCAAUCUCAAUUCGCAGCAUCCUCAACGAGAAAUCGUAAACGCAGACAUAUACUGUAA
Gongylonema pulchrum is the source of this 207-nucleotide messenger RNA. The record is from the annotation of a GenBank genome assembly. Lineage: Eukaryota; Metazoa; Nematoda; Chromadorea; Rhabditida; Gongylonematidae.